Styela clava is the source of this 2575-nucleotide messenger RNA. RefSeq lists its product as uncharacterized. NCBI's taxonomy places the organism in Eukaryota, Metazoa, Chordata, Ascidiacea, Stolidobranchia, Styelidae. The record is from RefSeq and is a predicted model, not a curated record.
GGAAAUUUUCUAGCGUUGGAGUUGUUUGGACUGUGGUUUGCUUCGCGUUCUGGCUUAGGAUAUUCAGUUAUUGGGGGGGCCAAGCGUCUGAGUGGGAUUACUAACUGCCACACAUACCGGUACUGUACGCAAAUACUCUUUAGAUGCUUAUGAUUGAAUGUUUCUGAAUGAAGAUUGUCAAGUUAUAGUAAAGUUGACAUCGAUCUGCGGAAGAUAAAUACAGAAAUAUGCCACAACUAAAGGAAUAUCAUCCUGGCGAUCUUAUUUUUGCUAAAAUGAAGGGUUAUCCCCAUUGGCCUGCAAGGAUUGAUGAGUUACCUGAAGGAGCUGUCAAACAUCCUGCUAAGAAAUAUCCAAUAUUUUUCUUUGGUACUCAUGAAACUGGAUUUCUCUCAGCUAAAGAAAUAUUUCCUUAUGAACAAUAUAAAGCAAAAUAUGGAUUACCUCGAGGCAGACCUGGUUUUAAUGAAGGAUUAUGGGAAGUGGAAAACAAUCCCACUGUCAAGUUCAGGGGAGCUGGAGGCAGUACUGAAGAGGCUACAACUGCAGAGGGAAGUGAUGAGGGGGAAGAAGAAGAAGAAAUUUCAGAUGAAGAACCUGUUAUUACAGAGAAGAAAACUAAGAAGAAGAAAUCUGCUCCUGAUGCUACAGCAGGAAGUUCAGAGGAAGAAGAUUUUGAUGCAGAAUCUUCUCCAGAUCCAGAUACAAGUGAAGAUGAGGACUUUGCUGCUGAAGCUGCAAAAGGAAAAGGAAAGAAAAGAGGAAGGCAGAGUAAACAUUCUGUGGAAGAUGAUAGUUCAGCCCUUUCAGAUUCUGACAGUGAUGCACCAGCAAAGCCUCCACCUCCUAAGAAAAUUAAAAUCAAAGCUCCUGCUAAACCAAGGGAAAAGAAAACUUCAUCUGAAAAAAAACCAAGACAAAGGAAGGCCCCAACAAAGAAACCAGCGCCUGACGAAUUGUCCAAUGCAAGCAGUUUAUCUAGCGACAGUGAUGAUAGUGAUAAAGAAGAUGCAGUUUCGGCAUGGAAAAAGAAGGAUGAAGAAAGGAGGAAAAAACAGGAAGAGAGGGAAAACAAAAGAAGGAAAGAUGAUGAACAGAGAAUGAAGGAAAUUGAAAAAGAAGCAGAAAGACGACAACGUGAAGAAGAACAAGAGCAGAAAAAGGAGGAAUCUGAUGUAUCAGAUGACGUACCUGUUGUCAUUCCAAAGAAAAAACACAAGAAAAAAGAAGAGAAAACUAAAUCACCUCACGAAAAAAAGAAACACAGGGAAAAAGAUAAAAAGAAAGAGAAAAAACACAAGCGAAGAAGUUCUGAGGAAAAGAAAGAAUCUAAAAUAAAAAUCAAGGCCCCACCUCCUCCAAAGCCUGAUCACGAAAAAGAAAAUAAACAUAAAAAGAAUAAACGAAACAGUGAAGUUAUGCAAGAUACACCCAAACAUGAGAAACAAGCUUCAAAAACAGAAUCAAUUGAUAAACAUGCAAAGAAGAAGCAUGCUCAUAUCACAUCCACUGUUUCGCCAACAGCUCAAUUGGAAAAGUAUGAGAUUGAUUUGAAAGCUGCUUUGACAAUGGAAAAUCCUGAUGUUCCAAAAGCUAUAAACAUAUUAGAUGCAAUUGAUCAGUACCCUGUUACAAUAUCUCUGCUGCAGAAAUGUCAUUCACUCGUGUCAACGGUUAAAAAGGUCAGAAGAUAUAAAGCCAGUCCAAAACUGAUGGAUAAAGCUGCAACAGUUUACAAUCGAUUUAAAAUAAUUUUCUGCAAGUUGGAUAAUGAUGCUGCAUUAUUAGCUCAAGCUAAGAAAAAUACAGAGAUACCGAUAUCAGAACCGACCACAGAAAAUAAUAUGGAGACAGAUGAACCUAAGAAUAACAAUAACAAGGUAGAAAUAGUUGAUGAAGGGGAGGAGCCUGCCGUCGUCGCAGAAGCUGAAACCAUAAAUGAAGAAAGAGCUGAUGAAAACACAGAAUCACACGAGGCUUCAACAGAAGUGUAGCAGAUGCAUGUUGUAAAUAUUUCACUCAUCGAGGUCUCGAUUACAACAUAAAAAGAAGAUAUCUCUUUUGCAACAACUUUUCGGAGAGUUAAAUUGACCAGUGACUGUCGGCAUCGUUGCCGAAAUUUUUAGAAAGGUCCCGUUUUCUGUCGAACUAUGGAGGGAGGUGGUUGGAUACGUUCAGAAAUUUAUAGGCAAAACUUUCUUUAUAGUUUAAUCAAUUCUGAUGUGUAGUUCUGGAAAGAUGGUGAUGUGACUUGUAAAAUUUAUAGCAUUUAUGUCACUGAAAAUAUUAUUUGUUUUGCAAGACUAUAAGAACUGUGUUGUUUUCUGCCUUUGAAUCGCAUUGAUUCUCAUCUUAGUUGAAGACGACAACGUGUUUGUAACAAUCAUUUAAAAUCGAAAGCUCAGCCUGAUAGUAUGUUUUGAUGAGCUUUUUAUUUAUAUUUAAUAUUUUUUGAAGUCUUUUCGAUUUUGCUGCUAAUCAUUCCUAAUUACUAGGUACAAUAUAAAAUCUGGAACAUUGCCAAUAAAUACAAAAUUAAAAUUUAUGAGCAUUAACAUCUUUCCCAUGCUAGUAA